This is a messenger RNA of Penicillium verhagenii, 2913 nucleotides long. Its product is annotated as patatin-like phospholipase family protein. Lineage: Eukaryota; Fungi; Ascomycota; Eurotiomycetes; Eurotiales; Aspergillaceae. Gene Ontology annotation, biological process: arachidonate metabolic process. The transcript has 3 exons. Bases 1 to 2913 code for a protein of 970 amino acids. The record is from RefSeq and is a predicted model, not a curated record. Gene Ontology annotation, cellular component: membrane.
AUGGCAACGUGGCUUGAUCUUGUCAAUGAAGAAGGCGCCUGGACCUUGGUGGAUACCGAUCGCCUAGAAGAGGUGGUGCAGGGGAUGCCAUGUCCCAAACGUCAAUACCCAAGUUUGGUCUACUUUGCUGGAAGCUCGAAUCGCUUGAAAGCCCUGCGAGCUCUUAUACCCCACAACAAUGUCACUCGCAAAGGUCCCGCGGGUUGGAUCCGUCUUCACCUGUGUGGGAGAUCCGGUCAUACUGAAACCCCCGUCCUUUUUGCCGAGAGUAGCCUGCUUUCCGAAAAAAGCCAAGGCGACUCACGAUGGUCCACACAUCAUGCUAGCCACCGACACCGGCGAUACGCGAUUCCAGAUGCCGAGAGUGUCUGUUCACCGGCAAAAUUACACCAAGAAGUGAAAGCCCAACUCAUCCUGCCAUGGACCCAAAUUUUGUGCCUGUUCAUCGACUCCAAAUCCGACUUACAAUCUGCCCGAAAUCUGCUGCAGCAGCCACGUCGACAGCUUGCGAUUGGCGGCCAGCCUGUCUGCACAUCCAUGCGGAUAGUCAUCGUCUUGACCAAGCAAGAUGAUUCGCAUCCUACAUCAGCGCGGCAAUUCGCCGAUUUCGAAGCAUUUGCUGAGACUGGGGAGACCGUCGUCCUGGAUCUGCGUCCAAGAUGCGGCCUCUCCGAAACGGUUGCAUUCGGACCUCUUCGAACUCUCAUCGUGGAGCAGCUGUCCGCUAUUCGGGAUCAGCAAGAGUCCACCUGUCGUCGUAUCUCAGCAUCUCAUCUAGCUGCCUUCUGGAAGUCUUACAUUCAAAGCUACAAACGAUCCCUGAACGCACCACGCUUUGAUCUCUUGAUCGAAGCCCGGAGAGGCUAUCCCGAUGACAAGUCGAUGGGUCGCUUCCUCCGAGAGGGUGCCCAUACCGUCAUGUCCUCUGGCUGCGCCAAGGAAGAGAUGCAGGAAUUUUUGGCCUCGGUCUUCCUGAUGCAUGCGUACCCCCCUGGAAUACACGGCUUAGGUUUCUCCCCGAGUAUCGUCUUUGCCGCAUUGUAUGAGAAGCAUUGUGUCGAGAUCUCGCAGAACGGUGCCUCUGACGGUCACUCCGACGGUAUUUUAUCGCAUUUCAGUCAGCAAUUCCUGCAAUUGGACACCAACAACACAUCUGCGAUCGUUCGAAAAAAUGUACUGCAUCGGUUCUUUUGCCGAUGGGGCGGCCUUCAAUCCACCACGACCUGCUUGGUGUGCAUGUGUCGGCCUCCCGAACACAUGAUGCCAUGCAAGCACGCACUCUGUGACACCUGUGUUGUGAUCUUUGGCAAGCCGAGUUCUCGUGGCGAGUAUCAUUGGGACCUCACCGAAUGCCCCGUGUGCGGUGAGCCUUUCCUCGUCAGUAUACGCCAAUUACCCCCAACAAAGCACCCGGUGAUCCUCAGUCUUGACGGUGGUGGCGUUCGCGGCCUGAUCCAACUGGGCCUUCUGCAAGCGCUAGAGAAGCGCAUUGGCUUGCCGAUUGCGUCUCUCCCCGACCUGUGUCUUGGAACGAGUGUUGUCAUGUACCCCUUUGCCCCAAGUGAUCUUUCCAUUGUUGCGCUAAUAGCGCUAUUUGCAGGCGCGUUGACAGCGAUUGAUAUAUUUUUGAACCAUUCUUCGGUCAAACAUUGUGUACAGGCGUUCCCGGACUUAGCGAGAAAAAUAUUCCGUCGCUCACGGGGCCCGGUGCCGCGAUUCGUUCGAUGGUUGGCUUCUGCGUUCAACUUGAUCCCCAGUAGCCUCUAUGAUUCGCAGGGACCAUCGCAGACUUUCAGGGAGGUGGUAGGCCUAGACCGCCGUCUAUUCGACGUGAAUACGGCCAACCCGGCUGGAUGUCGGAUUGCCGUCGUGGUCAGUCGCACGUCCGACGGCAAGGCCUGUGUGCUGGCAAAUUACCGAGGCACGGGCCCGCGCCGUGGAAACUCUGCCUACCAAUUUUUAGCGCCCGAUGACGAACAAGAGAAUCCUUUUCUGUGCGACAUCUAUUUCCAGCCAGGACGUCUGCCCGGCUUCGGCUCUUUUCAGGAUGGCGGGGUACGCGCGAACAACCCGCUUGCCAUUGCGUUGAGGGAGUCUGGCAUCAUUUGGCGGCAUGCGAAACGACAUGAUCUUCUCUUGUCGGUGGGCACCGGGUUCACCGCGCCUGCUCUCGAUCAUGGCUUGCGACACAAGGCCUGGGACGGUGCUCUCCCGCGGCUCUUCCGCGCCAGAAUGUCCUCGCCCUCCAUGGACGGACAACAGGGGUUUUUUGAAGCACUGAAUUACCUGCCGCACGGGUCAAAACCGGAUGUCCUUCGGCUCGAUCAGGCCAUCCCCGGUCCGCUCCCCGAGCUGGACGACAUCAGCGCGUUGCAAGAGUUAUCUGAGAUGAAGAUUCUCGUUCCAGAUGAGCUGGUGAGGAUGGUGCUCGCGUCGGCAAUGUUUUUCUUCGAACUCGACGCGACUCCCGUUCCUGGACCGGUCGGAUUCCACUGCGAAGGGUCUAUCCUGUGUUCACGGCUGGGGGUUGGCGAAAUCCUCGCGCGUAUCUCGAUUGAAAUCCCUGGUGCAAAGUUUCAAGCUGGUCGGGAUCAAGUCCUGGGGGAUGUAGACCAACAUGACUGCUGCAAUUCCUGUGGGUAUUAUAGGAAACGCGUCGCCUUUCACAUUGCCAGCCUGGAAGAGCGUUUCUCCAUCAACAUCGUCAAUGGUACUUGUUGUGAAAAAAUUGGUGGAUUCCCAAAGUCCGCACAGGAAUUCCUCGAUGCGCAGCAGGUGUUUGCUCAUUUUGGCCGCGCGGACCAUCAAACGCCAUCAUGGCCACCUGUGAGGCAUUGCUACUGUGCUUAUGGGGCGAAAAGGACGAUUCGGUUCCUGGAACCUACGUCGCGGCAGAAGCGAAGGCGGCUGUGA